UGUAGAGUUCCAUCUUCAUCUUCUCGAUCUCCCGAAGCCAGCAAUGGCGGCAGCCGCCGCCGCCGCCGCCACCAGGGGCAAGGGCCCCUGGGUUCGUCUUCUCUCUCUCCGCCUCUACCCUCAAACCGUCCACGUAUUCUGGCGAAAUCUCUCAUCCAUUCCACCAUCUCACCUAUCCCGCCAUCAUCUGAACCCGUUCCAAUCCCCUUCCCUGAUCCUCCGCCAUUUCUCCGCCUCCACCUCUGUGUCCGGCGAUAGAGUCGUUCAGGAGCUGCUUGCCGAGGUGGAGAGGGAAAGGCAACUUGAGAGGGAGGAGAAGAGAAAGGCUGGAGUGGUUCUCGGUGACGAUGAUGGCGAUUCCGAGUCAGAGGACUACAUGGGGGUGACUCCUCUGAUUGAGAAGCUGGAGAAGAAGAAGGCCAAGGAGUUGGAGAACAUUGAUCAGUUCUGGGAGCCCACCGAUUCCGAGAGCGACGACGACGAGCGGUAUUCCGUCGAGGAGGUGAAGAAGCGGGUUGAUGCUUUUGAGAACAAGUGCAAGAGGUUUGGCGAAUUGCUUAAGAGUUUCGCUGAGUCAGAAACUCUUGAUGAUGCUCACAAAUGGAUGACAAAGAUUGACAAAUUUGAGGAACGGCAUCUGAAGCUGCCAUUGGAAUACAGAGUCAUAGGUGAUAUGAUGAACCGUUUGAAACAAACCACAGGAAAGGAUAGAUUUAUUCUCCUUCAAAAGCUAAAUCGAGCAGUUAGGUUGAUGGAAUGCAAAGAAGCCUAUGAUCCCAAUAACCCAUCAAAUUUUGGGGUUAUUCAGCACCAACAGGUAGGUUCUCCUGAAGAUGUUGUAGAUAAUACUGGGUUUGAAAGAGAAAAGCAAAUGAUUAAGGGUGCCAGCCUCGAAGAUGACGAUGAAGACUUAAAUGAGACUAAAGAGAAAGAUGAUGUACUGAUCGAUAAACUUAAUGACUUAGAAAAGAAAAUUGAGCAAAAGCUGGAGGAACUAGAUCACACUUUUGGAAAGAAAGGUAGAGUUCUAGAGGAAGAAAUUAAAGAUCUAGUGGAGGAAAGAAAUUCUUUGACAGAGAAAAGGAGGAGGCCUCUAUAUCGAAAAGGUUUUGAUGUGAAGGUAAUUGAUGUCAAUCGAACAGUUAAAGUUACCAAGGGAGGGCAACUGGUGAAGUUCACUGCAUUGUUAGCCACAGGCAACUACCAUGGAGUUGUUGGUUUUGCUAAAGCCAAAGGUCCAAAUGCUAAGAUUGCUAUUCAAAGGGCAUAUGAAAAAUGUUUUCAAAAUCUUCACUAUGUCGAGCGGUAUGAAGAGCAUACAAUUGCACAUGCAAUUCACACGAAAUACGAAAAAACCAAGAUAUAUUUAUGGCCUGGUCCGAUGAGAAGUGGAAUGUCAGCCGCAAGUCGGACAGUGGAGACUGUACUAUACUUGGCUGGAUUCAGCAAUGUCAAAUCAAAGAUAAUUGGAUCAAGAAAUCCGCUUAAUGUUAUCAAGGUUCUAUUUAAAGCAUUGAACGCUAUUGAAACGCCAAAGGAUGUGCAAGAGAAGUUUGGACGAACUGUUGUCGAAUCUUACUUGCUGUAACAUGCCAAUAUUGUUCACCGAUUUCGCUUCGUAAAAAAAAGAAAUGUUUUGAUAAAUGAGUUUGUCAAAUGAUGCCAGAUUAUUAUGCUCAUUACACAAUAUUCUCAGUGUUUGAACAAAUCAUUGAUUAUUCAUUCAGCAAGGUUGUUUCCAUCAUGCAGGUAGCAUUUGAAACA
This is a messenger RNA of Dioscorea cayenensis subsp. rotundata (Guinea yam), 1764 nucleotides long. RefSeq lists its product as uncharacterized. The transcript is spliced from 8 exons. The record is from RefSeq and is a predicted model, not a curated record. Gene Ontology annotation, molecular function: structural constituent of ribosome; RNA binding. Bases 44 to 1588 code for a protein of 514 amino acids. Gene Ontology annotation, biological process: translation. NCBI's taxonomy places the organism in Eukaryota, Viridiplantae, Streptophyta, Magnoliopsida, Dioscoreales, Dioscoreaceae. Gene Ontology annotation, cellular component: mitochondrial small ribosomal subunit; ribosome.